AUUGCAGUGCACCAUUACUGAUAUAUAUUGCGCAUGCAUAAAACGUUUAUUGCAGUGCAGACCUGUAGUAUUGCAGUGCACCAUUACUGAUAUAUACUGCGCAUGUAUAAAACAUUUAUUGCAGUGCAGACCUGUAGUAUUGCAGUGCACCAUUACUGAUAUAUAUUGCGCAUGCAUAAAACGUUUAUUGCAGUGCAGGCCUUUUCUAUUACACGGCUCUAUUACUGAUGUAUGGAGGAAUGGAAAGGAACCAAAAGCCGCUAAACACAGACCAUGCUGGGAUAAUGAACAAUUUAGGAGUUUUUAGAUACAUUUCUGGUUAGAAACAGUAUUCAGGGAUAUGAUUGUGUUUAAUGGGUUGGUUUCUAGUUGUAUUAAUAUAAGUACAAUCCGCAGCUUCUUUAUCGUAAAUCAGGUGAGAUCUGUAUAGGUUGAACUUGAUGGACUUUUGUCUUAAACCUCAUCUUUUAUGUUACUAUGUUCUUUUUAUGGAGGGUAGUUUUUUUUGCUAGAUCUAGCUGAAGGAAGCGAAGGGAGUAUUUCAAUGUCUAAGAGGUCCAUUGGUAGUUAGGAGUGAAUUGCAUGGAGACAUAUAGAAGGUUCCUAUUGGUGUUAGAUGCUUAAGAGGUUCCCCUGGGUAUAAGGUUGGCUUUGCAUGAGGGUGUCCCUUGGAUAUAAAGUUGUCUUUGCAUGAGAGGAGGGUUUUUUUGUGUAUAGUUUUGGCUUUACAUGAAGCUUCCCUAUGAGGUUGGUUUUGCAUGAGGGGUCCCUUAGGUAUAAGGUUGGCUUUGCAUAAGGGGUCCCUUGGGUAUAAGGUUAGAUUUACAUGAUGGGACAUAAGUAUGGCUUUGUAUGAGGGGUCUGUCGUUUAGGUGAAAGGUUGGUUUUACAUGAGUGGGGCUAUUGCAUGCAAGGUUGGUUUGCAUGAGGGGUCUCCUGGGUAUAAGGUUGGGUUUGCAUGAAGGGGUCCCUAGGGUCUAAGGAUGUGUUUGAAUGAAGGGUUCCCUUGGGUAUAAGGUUGGGUUUGCAUAAGGGGUUCCUUGGCUAUAAGGUUUGGUUUACAUGAGGUUCCCUUGGGUAUAAGGUUGGGUUUGCAUAAGGUGUUCCUUGGGUAUAAGGUUUGGUUUACAUGAGGUUCCCUUGGUUUUAAGGUUGGGUUUGCAUAAGGUGUUCCUUGGGUAUAAGGUUUGGUUUACAUGAGGUUCCCUUGGGUAUAAGGUUGGGUUUGCAUAAGGUGUUCCUUGGGUAUAAGGUUUGGUAAACAUGAGGUUCCCUUGGGUAUAAGGUUGGGUUUGCAUGAGGGUGUCACUAGGGUAUAAGGUUGGGUUUCCAUGAGGGGGUUCCUUGGGUAUAAGGUUGGAUUUGCAUGAAGGUGUACCUUGGGUAUAAGGUUGGGUUUGCAUGAAGGGGUUCCUUGGGUAUAAGGUUGUGUUUGCAUGAAGGGGUACCAUGGGUAUAAGGUUGGGUUUGCAUGAAGGAGUCCCUUGGUUCUAAAAAGGGUUUGCAAGAACUGGGUCUCUUGGGUCUCAGGUUGGGUUUGCAUGAGGGGGUCACUUGGAUAUAAAAUUAGCUUCAAAUGAAAUGCCCCUUGCAUGUAAGGUUGGGCUUGUAUGAGGGGUACCUUAAAGACAAGGAAGUAUUUUAAUGUUUGAGAGUUCCUGUCUCUGGAAUCAGUUUUGCUUCGUUUGUGAAGGUUGGCAUUAAUGCAAAUGACACACAAAAUGUUUUUUUGCAUUUAAAAUAUUAUGGAUUUUCUCCAUAUUUCUGUAAAGAUAUUUUUUUUAAAAAGUGCUUAGUGUGAUUUAAAAAAACAUCAUGUAAUUUAUGUGGGUAAUUUACAGGUUAGUGAUACAGCUUUCUAGUAGGUUAGCAGCAGUAAUAUCACUUUAGAUGAACUACAAUUGCUCAGCAUUGGUAACCAUGUCACAGUACUCAGCUUAGCCAGGGCAGAUAACAAUGCCCAUGUGUCCUUAUGACAUCACAAUGCCCACGUGUCCAUAUGACAUUAAAAUACCCUCGUGUCCUUAUGACAUCACAAAGCCAACAUAGGUAUAAAACUGCCCAUCAAUCAGCUGAGCACCUUUUUCACUAGAAAUUUCAGAAAGAUCCACAGCUUUUGCAAAGAUGUCUGGAUCCCUGAAAGGUAAGUGUAAUUUAUAUAAUAUAAUUUUAUUACAGUAAGUGUUUUUAUGUGUACCUCAUAGAUAGAUAGAAGACAGACAGACAGACAAGCAGAUGAUACAUAGAAGACAGACAGGCAGAUGAUAGAUAGAUAAAUAGAUAGAUAGAUAGAUAGAUAGAUAGAUAGAUAGAAGACAGACAGGCAGGCAGAUGAAAGAUAGAUAAUUAGAUAGAUAAUAGAUAGAUAGAUAGAUAGAUAGACAGACAGAUAGAAGACAGACAGACAGACAGACAGGCAGUUGAAAGAUAUACAGAUAAUAGAAAUAUUGAUAGACAGAUGAUAGAUAGAUAGAUAGAUAGAUAGACUGAUGAUUGAUAGAAUAAUAGAUAGAUUGAUAGAUAGAUGAUAGAUAUAGAUAUAUAGAUAGUCAGAUAGAGAGAUAGAUAGAUAAUAGAUAGAUAAAUAGGUAGAUAGAUAGAUAGAUAGAUAGACUGAUGAUAGAUAGAUAGAUAGAUAGAUAGAUAGAUAGAUAGAUAGAUAGAUAGAAAUAUAUAGAUAGAUAAAUAGAUAGACUGAUGAUAACUAGAUAGAUAGAUAGAUAGAUAGAUAGAUAGAUAGAUAGACUGAUGAUUGAUAAAAUGAUAGAUAGAUAGAUAGAUAGAUAGAUAGAUAGACUGGUCAUAGAUAGAUGGAUAGAUAGACAGACUGAUGAUUGAUAGAUAGAUAGACUGAUGAUAGAUAGAUGAUAGAUAAAUAGAUAGAUAGAUAGAUAGAUAGACAGACUGAUGAUUGAUAGAAUAAUAGAUAGAUAGAUUUAAGUGUAUGCACUAAAUGAUAAACAAGCUUUAGAUAUUAUGUCCCUUUGACAUAAGCAUAAAGACUGAGGGUAACAAUACCAUCUGCUUAGCUCCUAAAUAAAACGUUUGUUCAUUCCCUUGCAGCAAGUGUAGAAGAAAUGAGCGACGUUUCUCAGCGUAGCCUUUCCUCUGAAAUAGCUGAUGAGGAAUUACUUUUCGGCACAUACCAAGUUGUUAAUACACUUGGAGUGGGCAAUUAUGAAAAACUAAAACUGGCCUUCCACGUAGAUACGUACGAAAAGGUGGCCAUUAAAGUGAUAGAAAAGUCUGGAGUGGAGAAUGUGAGCAAGCUGCUUCACGACAUUUACUGUGUGAUGUUGACCAAUCACAAUUACCGACAUUUAGUUAAAUUAACAGAAGUCAAGGAAAGCCCUGAACACAUCUAUUUAAUCACUGUGUUCUACAACACAGAUGCACCGGACAUGACACUAAAUAAAUCUGACUCGGAUACAACCUCCCAAAGCACGACGGAGAGUCCCAGGCUAUCGCCACUUGUGGAGAAUGACCUGUCAGCUCGCUUCAUGGGGAGCAACGUCUGCUUUGGAGAUGCAUUAACUGAUGACAACAGGACAAACUUCGGCCUACAAGGGAAGCUACCUGGGCGAUCUGUUAGCUGCCCAGCAAAGUUCUGCACAGCGCCAACAACUGCUCCCGUAUGCGCCUCAGACCUCUCUAGCCAGAAAUCUGAAGAUUAUUCUGGAAAUGACGAUUCACUGGAGGAUUCUGGUGCUGGUUCCAAACUCAGCAUCUCAGAGCAAGACCAAACUGACUCCUCCAGUGAAGAAAAAAACACCAGCACAUGGGUUGGCGUUUGGACAGCGAUCAAAAGAGCAUUCUGCUGCCGCCAUGUCUGAAAAAUGCCAUCUAUAUACUGUACCCCACUUUUUUCCUCUUUAUUUAAUAAAAGUACCCCCCAUUAUAGGCUA
Messenger RNA from Bombina bombina (fire-bellied toad), 3905 nucleotides. RefSeq lists its product as uncharacterized. The coding region runs from base 3078 to 3833 and encodes 251 amino acids. The transcript is spliced from 8 exons. Lineage: Eukaryota; Metazoa; Chordata; Amphibia; Anura; Bombinatoridae. The record is from RefSeq and is a predicted model, not a curated record.